AUGACAUCGGAACCCGAAAAAACUUCAUUCAUGAUGAGCAAUGGUGUUGAUUCAUUGGAUCAAACAAAAAUACCAUUUCUUGAAAGUUUGCUCAGAGAAAAAACUUUAAGACCUACAUCAUUUCACAUGCCCGGUCAUAAAGGAACAGAGGCACCUCAUCCAAUGCUCUUGGAUUAUUUCGGUGGCAAUCUGUAUCCAGCCGAUGUGGUUGAGAUCAAUGGAAAUAUUGACUAUUUACACUCGCCCAAAGGUCCAUUACUCGAAGCUCAAAAAUUGGCUGCGGCUGCGUAUAAUGCUGAUGAAACAUUUUUUCUCAUUAAUGGCUCUACCGUUGGCAAUAUGGCUGCUAUAAUGAGUGUAGUCGGUCCUGGUCAAAAGUUUAUUAUGCCACGUGCAUCGCAUCGAUCAGUCUAUGGAGCAAUAGUUCUUUCUGGUGCGACACCAAUCUAUAUCGAACCCGAUUAUCAUCCCGAUAUUAGCUUUCCUCUGGCUGUCAGUGUUCAGGCAGUGCAAAGUCUCCUAGAAGAACAUCCUGAUGUUGUCGCAAUUCAUUUAACAUCACCGAAUUAUUAUGGGGUUUUAUCCGAUGUAGCAGCUAUUCGUAAUCUAGCUCAUUCACAUGGUGUAGCACUUUUGGUAGAUGAAGCACAUGGCUCACAUCUCGGACUGCAUUCUGAUUGGCCUAAAUCAGCGGUUUCUCUGCGGGCAGAUAUCAUCGUUCAAAGUACACAUAAAACGCAAGGUGCUCUCACUCAAUCAGCCAUGUUACAUCUGAAUGACAACGGUUUGGUCAAUCGAGCACGUGUAGCGCAAAUGUUAUCACUUCUACAAAGUUCAUCACCAAGUUCUAUCUUACUAGCUUCACUCGAUGCAGCACGAAUGCAAAUGGCUACUGAAGGACGUGAACGCUUAGCAACGAUACUUGUAUUAGCACGAAAAGCUCGGGAUGCUAUCUGUGAAAUGGACGGUUUGUGGUGUUAUGGCGAUGAGUUAAUCGGUGCCAACGGUAUUUUUGCCAUCGAUCCCAGUAAAUUAAUCAUUCGGGUAAGCGAAACUGGUCUUAGUGGAUUCGAAGCCAGUGCACUACUCCGGCAAGAGUACAAUCUCGAAGUUGAAUUUGCCGAUCUCAGACAGAUUAUUUGUUCGAUUACCUUCGCCGAUACGGAAUCUACAAUCCAUCAACUUCUCGAUGCUUUACGCCAUUUAUCUAAAUAUCAUCGACAAAUCAAUCAUGCUGAUUUCUCACUCAUCAAACCACCGGACGGUCUGCCUCGUUCGGUUAUAAGCGUACGUGAUGCUUAUUUUGCCACCAAUGUUCGACAUGUUUCUCUAGAUGAGGCCGUAGGACAUGUGCUAGCAGAGAGUGUGAUACCAUAUCCACCUGGAGUUCCACUUCUUGUUCCUGGUGAAAUUAUGGAAGGACACCAUCGUGAUUUUCUGCAGUAUUUUCUCGGCAAGGGCGGCUCUCUAGUUGGUAUCGCAGAUCCAAACUUACGCACAGUUCGCAUUAUCAAUACUUAA
Molecule: messenger RNA, 1521 nt
Organism: Rotaria sp. Silwood2
Lineage: Eukaryota; Metazoa; Rotifera; Eurotatoria; Philodinida; Philodinidae
Source: the annotation of a GenBank genome assembly